AUGUGUAACUACAAGGAGACUGAUAAUCAAGGCGCUGAUGUCUUCACAACUAUUGAUUGGAGAUCAUUUGUGAUUCUACCCAGCCACGUUGCCUUUAAAGGAGACAACGACAAGUAUCUGUUCCUUGGCAACGACGUUACCGCGAUGUUCGGAGCUAAUGACAUCGGUGAACCAAGCGUGCCAUUCGAGAUUAUCCCUACCAAUGACGGAAAUAUUCGCAUCAAAUCGUCUAAAACAGGGAAAUUCCUUAGAAACGAAAUAAUGUUCAUCAUGGCAGAUUCCGACGGCACUACCACCGACGACUCCUGGACCGUGUUUCGCCCUGUCAAAGUUGACGAGGAGACUAUAGCCCUAAUCAACUUGGGCAACAAACAAUUCUGCAUGAGGGUCCCAGGACUCGAUACUCUUGGUGCAAUGGCCACCUCUGUUACCACAGCAGCCAGAAUCAGGGUGGAGGAGCCUGUGCUGACAAGGGAAAUUUAUGAUGUCAUAUAUGAUUUUAAUAAUGCCAGGGUUUACGACCAAACAGUCCUGGUUGUGGCCCAGAAUUCCGCCGCCAACUUUACCGACCAAUCCUCUACUCUGGACGUUAAGCUUGCAUAUACAGAUACUAAGACUAGCUCCUGGAAGACUGAUUUUUCACUAACCUUGGGCAUGAAGACAUCCAUAGAGAUUGGUGUUCCGUUAAUUUUCGAUGGGAGCAUCGAAAUGUCCGCUGAAGUUCGAUCAGGAGUUGAGUGGGGAAAGAGCUUCGAAACAAGCACCAAUCUGGAAGUUGUGAACAGUGUUAUUGUGCCGCCGAUGACUAAGGUGACGGUUAAUCUAGUGGCAACCAAAGGUCUGUGCGAUAUUCCUUUCUCAUUCAUGCAAAGGGACACUCUUUAUGAUGGGAGACCGGUCUUAACUGAAGUUCAGGGUGGCACCUACUUUGGUUCUAAUUACUACAACCAUAAAUUUGAGACCAGAGCAGAGGACCUUCCUCCGGUCACCAAACUCUAA
Messenger RNA from Hibiscus syriacus, 999 nucleotides. RefSeq names its product natterin-1-like. The transcript has a single exon. NCBI's taxonomy places the organism in Eukaryota, Viridiplantae, Streptophyta, Magnoliopsida, Malvales, Malvaceae. The record is from RefSeq and is a predicted model, not a curated record. The coding region runs from base 1 to 999 and encodes 332 amino acids.